Molecule: messenger RNA, 2400 nt
Organism: Pantherophis guttatus
Lineage: Eukaryota; Metazoa; Chordata; Lepidosauria; Squamata; Colubridae
Gene: CDA
Product: cytidine deaminase
Cellular component (GO): cytosol
Molecular function (GO): cytidine deaminase activity; zinc ion binding
Source: RefSeq, a predicted model, not a curated record
GGGCUGGGUUCAGUCCUCAGGGAUUCAAACGAGGGUAUUUCUUUCUCUGCCGGGCAUGAUGGGCUUGUGAACUCAGCCCUUCCGAAGUGCCACUCGCUUCAUUGUUCUUCCCUCCCGUCUGAAAUCAGGGAAAGAAAAGGGGCUGAAAUUCUCAGGUGUGACAAUUGGGGAUAUCUCACCAUUCCAGUCCUCAGUAAGGUCUGUUCCCCGGGCCAUUGGCCUCUCCCAGCUGGGAGAAGUGAAAUAACAGCAGACUGCAGAAACUCUUUGCGGAUGGAAGCAAAGAUGGAGAAGGGGAGCAGGAGAAGGGGAAGGUCAGCGUGACCAAAUAAAAUUUUCCUUCGUUUUUGGCCAAGCAUCUCUCCGGCAACCUUUUUCCCCCCUCCCUUUCACUUUAUGCCAAGUUUUGCAGGAAAAGUUUUCCUUGUAGGGAAGAAAAGAUUCAUUGCAGGAGCAGUUAAACAGUCACUUGUUCCAAUUCUGGAAUCGGUUGAACCAUCACUAGGAAAGAGAUCAGGGGUCCGCCCUUCAGCCUGACUUGGGCAGAGCCCAGGGAGAAAUGAGAGGUGAGCCGAAUGGGGCCCCUCUAGUGACCCUUAGCCAGGCAAACUGGGCACCACAGCCCUGGGCUCCUUGGAGCCAAAGUACCCUUGAGCAAAUUUGCCCUGAAGAGAUCCAGGAAAAAUCUGUGGGGGGAGGAGGGUCCAAUUUUUCAAUGGAGGGGCAUAGAAAAACCUCCUGAAGCCAAGCCAGCCUCCUGCAGGAGGGCAGCAUAGGGUGUGUGUCUGAUUCCUCCAGGUCCAGCAAAUAGCGAGUAAGAAUAUCUCAUUGAAAAAAAUGCAUUUCUAUCCACGCGUGACGGAGAGCAAGGAAGAAGGUCUGAGACAGAGAAAGGAGCCUCUGUCUCCGGAGAACUGUGUGUCUCCCAGGGUGGCGAUGGUUACCUGGAACUUUGCAUUGAUGAGGGUAUUGGCAUGCUAAUAUCCCCUUUCUUAAAAUGCUAAUGAGGAAGCCUAGAAUUUCAGAUAAAGUCCACCAGGGAUUGCUAGAUCGCUAAGCUGCUUUUGUAUUUAUUAACCAAAGGAACAGCAAACUGCCCUAGAAAAGCUCUCAGCUCUUCCAGCUUUCCACCAGAAUCUCCAAAGCAGAACCGGCUUGGUCUUCUCCUACCCAGCCGGCCCCUUCUCAGGUGGGAUGAUGUGGUGCCAGCCUGGCGCCUCCCCGGAAGUAGCCUGGGCAGAGACAGGCUGUGCAGGAGAUCAGGACACCUGGGUGGCCCAGCUUCUCUCUCCCUGUGCACCGCCGGUCACAGCCAGUUGCCCUCACUGGUUCCUGUUGGCCGGAGCUGCUGGGAAGCGGCAAAGACCGCUCCUCUCUCCCCUCCUCCCACCUCCCUUCCCACAGCGGUGCCGUGAUUUCCACGCCCCACUGCUUCGCUUCCCCCACCGGCCGGGCAUGUGACUCUCCUUGCAGGGAAUCCCUAGAGAGGUUUCACCAGCUCUCCUGGGCAUCCGGAGAAGGACGGCAGCUCUGGCACGGCCGCUGGUCUCUUGCUACAGCUGAGUUGGCAAAGCUUGGCUACUUGAGGCCCUUUUAUCCUCCUCCAGCAGCCAGAAUUGAGGGUAGGGAGAGCUCCUGGCCAUGGCGCACAAGCAGGGAGGCAGCCCCAGGGCCGGCCUCGAGCCGGAGGGAGUUCAGCUCCUGUUGGUCGCCUGUCAAGAAGCCACGAGGUUCGCCUACUGCCCCUACAGCAAGUACCCCGUGGGAGCGGCACUCCUGACCUCGGAGGGGAAGAUCUUCACAGGUUGCAAUGUUGAAAAUGCAUCUUUCCCGCUGAGCGUCUGUGCCGAGCGGACGGCCAUCCAGAAGGCCGUCUCUGAAGGUCACACAAAAUUCCGAGCCAUGGCCAUCAGUUGCAAUAGCCAAGAGUUUUACGCCAUUCCAUGUGGAGCUUGCAGGCAGGUCCUCCGAGAGUUCGGUCAAGAGUGGGAGAUCUAUUUGACCAGGAUGGACGGCACAUACAUCCAGAAGACAUUGGAGGACCUCCUGCCUUUGUCUUUUGGUCCAGAACACCUGAAGAGCUAGGCGGGAAGGAGGAUGGCUUCUCUGCUUCUCCACACCUCCAGCGGCCUGAGAUCUCCUGAACUUGGCAAGCCUUGACCUUCCAACCUGUCGAGUCCAUGGAUGUCUAAACCCUUCCCUUUUGCAAAAUUUGGAUAUUGGCAUUCCCGGCGGGUGCUGCCUGCGCGAUCGGGAUCGUUGGUGUCACUUCAAAGGUCUCCAGAACUUUUGACCGUGUCCUGCCCAGCUGCCUCAGGGAGGCCGGGGGCAAAUCUGGACUCUUGGCCCCUGACCUGCAGCCCCCGCCUUACCCUAAGAUAAACAGCUGUGUUUUGAGUC